This is a messenger RNA of Mercenaria mercenaria, 818 nucleotides long. RefSeq names its product bolA-like protein DDB_G0274169. The record is from RefSeq and is a predicted model, not a curated record. Bases 58 to 459 code for a protein of 133 amino acids. The transcript is spliced from 7 exons. Lineage: Eukaryota; Metazoa; Mollusca; Bivalvia; Venerida; Veneridae. Gene Ontology annotation, cellular component: mitochondrion.
AAACCACUUUCCUUCGCAAAAAAAUUCUUUGGGUUCUUCUAAGGAGAGUGUCAAAUUAUGACAACUGCAUAUAGAAAUCUACUGAGACUUUUGCGUAACAGUCAGUACAGUCAAAUAAAAUACAUGGCCACUGCUCAAAUGGAGAAACCUGUUGAAAAUUCAAUAAGGAAAAAGUUGACAGAUACAUUUCAGCCUGCUGUCCUAGAUGUGAUAAAUGAGAGUUACAUGCAUAGUGUUCCCAAAGGAUCAGAAACUCAUUUCAAAGUGGUUGUUGUUGCUGACAAGUUUGAAAGUCUACCUCUUAUCAAGAGGCACAGGUUAGUAAAUGAAACAUUACAGGAAGAAUUACAGACUGGAGUACAUGCUCUAUCCAUUGUAGCUAAAACACCCAAACAGUGGGAGGAUAGUGGGGGCAAGGUGUCCAAAUCUCCACCAUGUCAGGGAGGAGCUGGAUUGUGAACUUUUGUUACUGGAACUCUGUGAUAGUAUUGUGCUUGAACACCAACACCAAAACCAGACAAGUAUUUGUAGACUGAACCGUCUUGAGUUUUAGGAUAGAACUUAAUCAAAGUAGUCAAAGGGAAUCAACACUGCAAAGAAUUCUAUACUUUCAUACCAAUUAUGAAAUGAAUACCUACAUCCCAGAAGCUAACUGUUUCGACUUGCUUGGACAAACUUGCCGCUGAUUCUGCUGUUUUCUAAAUGAAUUAAUGACUACACAGAAAUUAAGAAAUUACAUUUAUUUUCAUCAAAGCAAAAUAGAAUGUUGUUUGCUGAUAGAGAUUUUUUGUCUUUUUAAAAUAAAGAAUGUAACAUUA